This is a messenger RNA of Sitodiplosis mosellana (orange wheat blossom midge), 654 nucleotides long. Its product is annotated as zinc finger protein 808-like. Gene Ontology annotation, biological process: regulation of transcription by RNA polymerase II. Lineage: Eukaryota; Metazoa; Arthropoda; Insecta; Diptera; Cecidomyiidae. The annotation marks the transcript as partial. Gene Ontology annotation, molecular function: DNA-binding transcription factor activity, RNA polymerase II-specific; RNA polymerase II cis-regulatory region sequence-specific DNA binding. The transcript has a single exon. The record is from RefSeq and is a predicted model, not a curated record.
AUGGAUCGAGGCGAAGGUACGUCGGAUGGUCGUGUACGACGCAAGCCAGAAAAUGAAGCAGUGGAAAUCAAACAAGAGCCAGACAUCAAGGAAGAUCCGUCGGAUGGUAUAGAAUUUUAUUUGGCAACAAAACCAAAUGAAACAUUCGUAGGAGAUGCGGUGGACGCGACAUCGAAAAUGGAAUCGGCUGACGAGUCUGAAUAUGAUUUUGAUCACGACAUUGAUUUGAAUGAUGUGAAAGAGGAAGUGAAGUGUGAAGAUGAGAAGCCAGACAAAGGAAAAGAUCGGUCAGGAGAUUCCGGCUCAGAUAGAAAUGGAUCAAAUGCUUAUGAUGGUCAAGAUAAUGAAGUGAAGGUCAACUCGAAAGUCGAUCGCAACAGACUCAAUCGAAGUGGAAUCGUGAAGAAACGCGAUGGAUCGAGAAAACAAAACAAACGAACGAUUCCGAGGAAUAAGGCGCCGAAGAAACGAAAGGAGCACAAGUGUCAUGUGUGUGGUUAUGUUACAUCGCACAAAGGGUGUUUCGCCAGACACAUUCGUAUUCACACAGGCGACAAGCCUUACAAGUGCGAUGAUUGUUCGAAAAGCUUCACUCAAAAAUCCAAUUUGAAUCACAAGAAAAUCCACAGCGGUGAAAAGCGUUUCGAAUGUCCG